GCAGGGGCUGGCCCGGGGCAUAAAACCCGGCCCAGGCUGCGGGCUCAGCACAGCUCAGUGUCCGCCUGCAGCCACCAUGGUGCACUGGUCGGCCGAGGAGAAGCAGCUCAUCACCAGCGUGUGGGCCAAGGUCAGCGUGGAGGAAUGCGGCGCCGAGGCCCUGGCCAGGCUGCUGAUCGUCUACCCCUGGACCCAGAGGUUCUUCUCUGACUUCGGGAACCUGUCCAGCCCCACGGCCAUCACCGGCAACCCCAAGGUGCGUGCCCAUGGCAAGAAGGUGCUGACCUCCUUCGGGGAGGCCAUCAAGAACCUGGACAACCUCAAGGGCACCUACUCCAAGCUGUCCGAGCUGCACUGCGACAAGCUGCACGUGGACCCCGAGAACUUCAGGGAGAGCUUCCAGCCCCAGCAGAGCCCCAAGCCCAUCCAGAGGCACACCUGGCUCAUCCAGUCCUGCUCAUCUGCAGCACACCCUGAAGAUUUCACACAACCCCAACCUAAUUUUUCUGCAUCAUAUAGACAGAAAAGAAAGGCUUCCUCAAAUCUUAUGGCCUUCCACAAGGUAUAGCUGGAUUUUAUUGCA
Serinus canaria (Common canary) is the source of this 583-nucleotide messenger RNA. RefSeq names its product hemoglobin subunit epsilon-like. NCBI's taxonomy places the organism in Eukaryota, Metazoa, Chordata, Aves, Passeriformes, Fringillidae. The transcript is spliced from 3 exons. Gene Ontology annotation, molecular function: heme binding; organic acid binding; peroxidase activity. Gene Ontology annotation, cellular component: hemoglobin complex; blood microparticle; haptoglobin-hemoglobin complex. Gene Ontology annotation, biological process: oxygen transport; hydrogen peroxide catabolic process. The coding region runs from base 77 to 568 and encodes 163 amino acids. The record is from RefSeq and is a predicted model, not a curated record.